AUGUCUGAGAUGUUCCAAAGAAUUGGCCGUAUCUGUCCCACAAUGAAAGAAAUCGGGGAGAUAUUUCCGGACGACGAAAAACUGAAAGAUUCUAUUCGCGUACUUUACGCUAUAUCCAUUGAAUUCUGCAUUAAAGCGCUAUGUUUCCUUCGCAAACCAGGAAUGAAGCAGUUUGCGAAGAGCACCUGGAAGCCUUUCAAGUUUGAAUUUCAAGACAUCGAAAACGAGCUGGCCGACCGACGUGAAAUAAUCAAUGACCAGAUACGCGUUGCGUCAGAGAAGGCCGCAGCUUUUGCACGGCAGAAAGCUCUGAUAUACCAGACGGAAGGCUACCUGCAUAGGGAAUACGAGGUAACCCAGUGGGAUCGCAGCCAAGAAUGGAGAAUUGAGCAGGACGUAUACAAGAAAGAGAAAGCAAUGGAUAAAUUGCUCGCGAAAUUAUCAGCCCACAAUCACACACGUCCUUUCUUAAACGCAAAAGAUUUACGGCAUCCGGAUACAGGGAAGUUAUUCUUCGAGUCCCCGCAAUUUAAAAGUUGGUAUAAUUGCAGCGGCGGCUCCCUAUUAUGGUAUCAAGGCAUUCCCGACGCUGGUAAAACUAUUCUGGCGUCGGCUGUCAUCGACCAUUUGCUCGGUAAUGUAGGAGGAGCCGGCCAGGCGAUUAUAUAUUUUUUCUGUGACUCUCAGGACACCAGGUCGUUAGAGAGGCGUACGCUGCUAUCGAGCCUGCUAAAGCAGAUAAUUACUCUAAAUCGUCCGCUGCUUCCGGCCUUGCGUUCGCAAUUAGAGACAACAUUCAAAAACCCCCAAAGUCAACCUCCACUACAGACUCUACAAAAUCUUCUAAUAACACAUAUUCAACAAAAGCAUUUAACAUAUAUUGUUGUCGAUGGUGUUGAUGAGUUGGACGUUAGAGAUAGAAAGUACAUUCUGGAUCAAUUCAACGAGAUGCUCAAAUUACCGGGAUCUAUACUCAAAGUUUUCAUAUUGAGCCGUCCCGAGAUUGAUCUCCCACGAACAAGCCGAAAGGCGAUUUUUGCAUCCCCUCAAUCCGCACUGAGACCGGAGCUCGAUGCCUAUGUUCGGGAUAGCUUGCAAAAGUUCGAUAAUCUGACAUCCUUUCCACCGAAGUUUAUGAGCGAGAUUCAAACAGCUCUCAUAAAUGGUGCGGAUGGAAUGUUUCUCUGGGUCGAAUUUCAGCUGAGAGAAAUUGAAAACAAAGAUAGGAUGGUUGAUAUUCGAAAAGUGAUACAGAAUCUACCACGGGGCUUAAACGAGACGUACGCCAGAAUAUUAAGGAAGAUCAUGGAGCAUAGAAACCCAGAGAAGGCCUUGAAGAUCUUCAAAUGGCUUUCCACAUCCCGGCGACCCCUUAUGUUAGAAGAACUCCAGGAAGCGAUUGCAAUUGACACUAGUGACACCUGUCACGCCCAAAUCAAGAAUCGAAAAACACUAGACAGUUUUUUUGAGCUCCAGGACUGUGCAAACCUGGCCGUGCUAAACGAACGAGAUGACACUGUUCAGUUUGCGCAUUCUACCGUACGCGAUUUCCUACUCAAAGAGUCAACAAUAACAGAGUUCCCAAGCCUUUACCUUGACUUAAUUUCCGCCAAAGCGGAAAUAUGCAAUGCGUGUCUCACAUAUCUAUCCCUCAACGACUUUGAAAGCCAGAUUGAAAUUGCCCACAAGAGGCCACCACUACCGAAAGAAUCAAUCCUAGAAAAUCCAGCUUCUUGGGUGCCAAUGCUACUCAAGUCUAGAUCAAUUCCAGCGAUAGUUGCAGGAUUCUACCUAAAUUGGCGUCGACCAAACAGUUCACCCAAGCCUGCAGCGUUAUUCCGCCAAAAAAUCAAACAGCCACCGACUCAACUUGAGUUGCUUCGUCAGUCGUUCACAUUUCUCGACUACGCUCGUCAAAACUGGAUACACCAUUGCGAUGAUUUAUUUAACGUUGCUAAGGAAACAAAAACUUGGCAAAUAUUCCGAACGCUCCUUGGAAAAACUUUGCCCUUUGAUCAUCUCCCCUGGAAGCAUACGAAGUCGCACUCCGACCUUGUAUAUUUUGAUGCGUUCUCUUGGGCGCUCCAUAAUAGCAAUUUUUCAGUACUAACGUUGAUUUUUGAUGAAAUAACGGCGACGGAGCGUCAAAGCUAUCUUGAUAGUACUGUGGGUGAAGCGGGGGAACCACCGCUGCAUAUCGCCGUGGGCCUAUGGAGUGAAGGCAUUGUUGCUUUACUUUUGCAGAACGGCGCUGAUCCAAAUUCUUGCUAUGGUGGGAUCACUGCAUUGGUUAAAGCUUCUGCUGCGGCCGAAGGUGGUCACCUUGAUAUCGUUGAAAAACUGCUAGCUGUUAAGGCUGAUGUCAAUGCUGCUGCUGGUAAUGGAAUAUAUGGUAGACGAACAGCUCUUCAGGCUGCGGCAGGGGGUGGCCAUCUUAAUAUUAUUGAGAUAUUUGGCUAUCUUAAUAUUAUUGAGAGAUUGUUAGCUACUAAAAUUAAUGUUAAUAUUGAUGCUGAUGUAGAAAAAGGACAAACAGUCCUUCAGGCUCCGGCCGAGGGUGGUCACCUCAACGUUAUCGAAAGACUAUUAGCUGCUAAUGCCGACGUUAAUGCCGAUGCUGGUGCAGAAAAAGGACGAACAGCUCUUCAGGCCGCAGCCGGGGGUGGUCACCUCGACGUUAUCGAAAGACUACUAGCUGCUAAUGCCGAUGUCAAUGCCGCUGCUACUGCUAAUGCCGAUGUUAAUGCCGCUGCUAUUAAUAAUUAUGGACAAACAGCUCUUCAAAUUACAGCUGAAAGUGGCCACCUUGAUGUUGUCGAAAGAUUUCUAGCUGCCAAAAUUAAUGUUAAUAUUGCUAUUACUGAUAAUAAUAGACUAACAGCUUUUCAGGCUGCGGCCAGAGGUGGUCAUCUUGAUGUUGUUGAGAGACUGUUAGCUGCUAAGGCUAAUGUUAAUGCCUCUACUAGACAUCAAGGGCUAACAGCUCUUCGGGUUGCAGCAGAAAACGGUCAACUUGACGUCGUCGAGAAGCUACUAGCUGUCAACGCUGACCUCAAUGCUAUUGGUCGGGACGGACGAACUGCUCUUCAGGCUGCGCGUGGGCGUGGUCUCUUCGAUGUCGUUAAGAGGUUGCGUGCGGCCGGAGCGAAAUAUUAG
Molecule: messenger RNA, 3156 nt
Organism: Orbilia oligospora ATCC 24927
Lineage: Eukaryota; Fungi; Ascomycota; Orbiliomycetes; Orbiliales; Orbiliaceae
Exons: 8
Coding region: 1-3156 (1051 amino acids)
Molecular function (GO): protein binding
Source: RefSeq, a predicted model, not a curated record